UAGCACUGCUAUCUAUAUUCAUAUAACCGCAUGCUAUGCAAUUACAGAUUUCUAUGGAACCCAGUGUCAUUGAAAGAACAUAUCAAGCAUCUACCUGUAUUUCAAGUUUGCAGUCAAGCCUUAUUGGUUAAUUAGCCAGUUACUCCUCACGGCGGAUCAUCUGAAAACUCGGGUGUGAAAGGGUGGACUUUUUGACAUGAGACUUAGCCCCCGAUGUCUGUCCCGAGUAUCACCAAUCUUGCGCCAUGAGAAUCCCCUGGGCCUUCCCCGGACGGGGUCCAUCCCGCGCAUGCAGCGUGGCCUCCCGGAGAAGCGCGCCAUCCGGGAUGUCCGCAAGGUGAUCGCCGUAUCUUCGGCCAAGGGGGGUGUUGGGAAGAGCACAGUCGCCGCAAAUCUAUCACUCGCGUUUGCACGGUUGGGAUACCGGUCCGGCAUACUAGACACCGAUAUAUUCGGUCCCUCCAUACCGACGCUCUUCAGCCUGUCCGAAGAGCCGAGGCUAUCGUCAAACAACCAGCUACUCCCCCUCUCCAACUACGGCGUCAAGACCAUGUCGAUGGGUUACCUCGUCGGCGAGGACGCCCCCGUGGUGUGGCGGGGACUGAUGGUGAUGAAGGCGCUGCAACAGCUCCUGCACGAAGUCGACUGGGGCGGUCUCGACAUCCUCGUCCUGGACCUACCCCCGGGGACGGGAGACACACAACUAAGCGUGACGCAGCAGAUCAUCCUCGACGGCUCCAUAAUCGUCACAACCCCGCACACCCUCUCCGUCAAAGACGCCGUCAAGGGCAUCAACAUGUUCCGCAAGGUCGACGUCCCCAUCCUGGGCCUCGUGCAGAACAUGUCGCUGUUCCGGUGCCCCUGCUGCGACCACCCGUCGUCCGUCUUCGGCUCCGGCGACCGCGUCCGCGCCGCCUGCGCCGACCACGGCAUCGACCUGCUCGCCGACGUGCCUCUGCACCAGGUUAUCGCCGAUGACGCGCAGGGCGGGAGGCCCACCGUCGUCUCCGAGCCGGGGAGCGAGAGGGCAGAGGUGUUUAUGGGCAUUGCAAGGGCUGUGGGGGCCAAGAUUGGGUUGUGA
Molecule: messenger RNA, 1081 nt
Organism: Phialemonium atrogriseum
Lineage: Eukaryota; Fungi; Ascomycota; Sordariomycetes; Cephalothecales; Cephalothecaceae
Product: P-loop containing nucleoside triphosphate hydrolase protein
Exons: 5
Coding region: 197-1081 (294 amino acids)
Biological process (GO): iron-sulfur cluster assembly; mitochondrial respiratory chain complex I assembly
Cellular component (GO): mitochondrion
Molecular function (GO): ATP-dependent FeS chaperone activity; ATP binding; 4 iron, 4 sulfur cluster binding
Source: RefSeq, a predicted model, not a curated record